Molecule: messenger RNA, 933 nt
Organism: Talaromyces stipitatus ATCC 10500
Lineage: Eukaryota; Fungi; Ascomycota; Eurotiomycetes; Eurotiales; Trichocomaceae
Product: OB-fold nucleic acid binding domain protein
Exons: 2
Coding region: 1-933 (310 amino acids)
Source: RefSeq, a predicted model, not a curated record
AUGGCCGAAAAUGCCUAUUCAUCAUCCACCACUACCAACACAGCGCCUCGCGAGACCAAGAAGCGCGCUCAUUACCGAGAUGAUACCGACAAGAAUAUACGUUCUAGAAAAUAUGAGCAAGAUAAUGAAAUCGAAAAAGAAGCAGAAGAAUUACUCUUCUACCCUGCAUUCUGCUUCCCCGCAUCCCCGACACAUUUCACAUGGGUCAAGAUGAGUAUUGCAGAUAUCCAUCAUCUACAAUCUCGAAAAGGCUUUGAAGGCCAGAAUAUAUACUUCUACAAAAACCACCCGAUCCAAUUCGUCUGUGUAGCCGGCUACAUCGUCUCCCGACAAGAAUAUGAGCGUCGCACCCUACUCACGAUAGACGAUAGCAGCGGCACAAUACUCGAAGUCGUAUGUCUCAAAGCGCCUGUCAAGAAUUCCGCGCCCACAGAAACACCUACAACAACCGAAACGACAAACGUAACAUCCACAACCCGAACCCCCAUCGACAUUUCAACCCUCCAAAUCGGCACCGCCGUAAAACUCAAAGGCACAUUAUCCCAAAAGUUCUUCAAUCAAUCCGAUAAUCCAAUCAUGCAGCUAAUCCUAGAACGUUUCUGGCUGCUCGCCAAUACAACAGCCGAAGUAAAAUUCUGGUCCGAGCGAUCACGAUACUUAAUCGACGUCCUCUCUCAACCAUGGCAUUUGACUCGAGAUCAAAUCGAAUCGUUGCGUCAGCAAGCUUUAUCCCAAGAACGGAAGGUAAUUCGCGACCGACGCCACAAGCAGGAGAGACAGAAACGUCAUGACGAAAAAGAGGAGAAGUAUCGCAGACGAAUAUUGAAAAAGUGGGAGGUUGAAGAGAGACUCAGGGCGGAUGAAGAUGAGAGGGUGAGGGUUGAUAAUAGGAGAUUGGAGAGGUGGUUGGCUUUGAAGAGGGAGGGAAAGUAG